This is a messenger RNA of Dinoponera quadriceps, 5033 nucleotides long. RefSeq lists its product as uncharacterized. Gene Ontology annotation, biological process: lipid metabolic process. Gene Ontology annotation, cellular component: membrane. The coding region runs from base 238 to 1464 and encodes 408 amino acids. The record is from RefSeq and is a predicted model, not a curated record. Lineage: Eukaryota; Metazoa; Arthropoda; Insecta; Hymenoptera; Formicidae. Gene Ontology annotation, molecular function: oxidoreductase activity, acting on the CH-CH group of donors. The transcript has 6 exons.
CAGUCGCGCGCGCAUUCGCGCUCUCGACGCGGUGGAGGCGCGUAGACGAUAGCACGGGCGAGGACCUCUCGGGGGAUCCCCGGCUUUUCUCGAAUUGUGUAAACGGGCCUGUGCGCGCUGUGUGUGAUCCGCGUAAAAAUUCGCCGGAUCGGCACUCUCGUAUAAGAGAGAGAGAGAGAGAGAGAGACCUCGAGGUUGCGGGUUCGGCGGGCUCGACUCGAGAAGAAGAAGAAGCGGAUGAGGAGCGAGCCACGGGCGAUAUUAAUCGUUACGCAACGAUUCAAUAACUCAAGCCAGGCUUACGAGUACUCAAGGGCUAAGGGUGUUCGACACGGCGCUUACCUUCGUUUUAUGCGCGUGAUCAUCUUCACGAAGUGCUCGUUUGGUCGCUCCCCAACACCCCACACUGAACACUCUCUCUCUCUCUCUCUCUCUCUCUCUCUCUCUCUCUCUCUCCAGUGUAAUAAAGAGCUCGAGGUAAUCAGUCGCGUCCCGAGGGCGAUUGGCGAUUAUUCCGCGGCCAUGGCGGUCGAUAUUCUGGACGAGGAUCACCUCGCCGUGAGCGCGAUCGUCACGGUCGGCAUGCAGCUGAUCUUCUUCACGAUCGCCGCGACCUUCCAACUGGACAAGUUGACGGACUUCGCCGGCGGCACCAACUUCAUCAUUCUCGCCCUCCUCACUUUCUUUCUCGGUCAAGUGGGCAAGACGUACGACAGCCGGCAGGUCAUGGUGACCGUGUUCGUGUGCGUGUGGGGCGUGCGGCUGUCCGGGUAUCUCCUGUACAGGAUCGUCAAGAUAGGUCGCGACAAGAGAUUCGACGAUCGGCGCAGCAACGUCAUCCGCUUCGCCGUGUUCUGGACGUUCCAGGCCGUGUGGGUGUACGUCGUCAGUCUGCCUGUGAUAAUUAUUAAUUCUCCGCGUCACAAGAUACCGCCCGCCCCGAAGACCAUGACGACGCUGGACAGCGCCGGCACGGGGAUGUUCGUGAUCGGCUUCCUGGCCGAGACCUACGCCGAUCUGCAGAAGUUCGCUUUCAAGCAGGACCCGGUGAACAACGGGAAGUGGUGCAACGACGGACUCUGGAGACUGUCGCGCCACCCGAAUUACUUUGGCGAAAUCGUCGUCUGGUGGGGAAUCUUCGUGAUAUCCUUGAACGUGAUUGAGGGCGCGGAAUGGGUGGCUAUCGCCUCGCCGAUCUUCACCACGUUUAUCAUCUUAUUCCUGUCGGGCAUGCCGUUGUUGGAGAAAGCGUCGGACGAGAGAUACCGGGACAACGCGGAGUACCGCUAUUACAAGCAGUCGACGUCGCCGCUGAUCCCGAUACCGCCGUCGAUCUACGUGGAGGUGCCGCGAUUCCUCAAGUUCAUCCUGUGCUGCGAGUUCCCGCUGUACGACUCCCUGGACGCGAAGCCGCGCUCGGCCGUCACCGAGUCGACGUCCAUCAGCUUGGCAGCGUCCACGUAGCUGUAACCACACGCCGGACGACCGAAUUCAGAGUCCGGCGUGCACACGACGACCACAACCACGGCCAGUACCGCCUUCUGAGCGCGCCUUCCGCCGCUUUUUUUGGCGCGACAACUCCUCCCCCCCGUCUUGUCUGUCCUUUCCGAACAACUACUAUGCUAUGAUCCUGACAUGGCCGAUUCGCGAUCCUUCCACGGACACACGUUUCCCUCUCAUGGCGUCGGCAUUAUAUUAUACGGGGUGUCGCGGCGCGAGCGUGUUCAAAUGAGCGCUACCGAGUCACUUGUGGCAUUGUGGACGGACACCGUUCGCGAAGCGGGUCCUUCUCUUCAGGAUAGAACGGAUCACCGAGGCGAAGUAUUAUUUUUGUAAGUCCUGAAAGUCCCCGCCGCGCGCGACGGCCGUUGAGAGCGAGCGAGCGGUGACUUCUUCACGGUGACUUCUCAUGCAGGACAGGAGUGCAGAUACGAGAGAAAGAAAGAAAUAGGAGGAGGAAGGGAAGAGGAGGAGAAGGAGGAGAGAAAAAUUAUUUUUGUAGCGAUGUUGUACGAAUAUCGAUUGUAAAAGUUGGCCCGUUGACCAAUUCGAGCGUCCCUCCUGCACGACGAAGUCGCCGGGAUGGCAAUCUGAUCUCUACGCGCGUAUUUGAAUUAUUCUUUUAACAAUGCAGAAUCGACUAGCUUGAGACGAGAUGUACUUCGUGUUCGAAGUGGCGAAUUCGGAUUCCGAGGCGCCAAGGCGUGUCGCUCUGUGUAUUCUGGGCGCUCAGCCGCCGGUUGGAGAACCAACGAUACGAGGAUACGCAGUCGGCGGUUUAAAGAUCGAGGCGCUCUUUCUCCGACGAGUUUCGCAGCCCGCCACUUCUGCCUGGGUCUGUUCUUUGUCGGUGAACUAGUGCACACUUUCGGAACUUAAAGAUAAACAAAUAUAUAGUUGUAACUUUGUGUAAAAAAAAAGAGAAAAGUAGAACUAGCGCAAACUAGUGCAGCUGGUUCAUCUAUAAAGAAUAGAUCAUAUGUGAGGAAACGCUUAGCGAAACUUGCUCGAAAAAGUGUUGCAACAUUUAACCCGCCGACUGUGCGCGCACGAUGCUCUAAAAGCGAUCUUCGCUGACGCGGAUUAGGCUGUCAUUCGUUUUUCACGUUUGUUGUUGACUAACAAGAGAAAAGUCUAUCUAUCUUAAAUAACGCAUGAACAAAAUCGAAAUCUAAUCGAGCUUCGAGCUCGUUAGCUACGAUACCGGGAAUAAAGAGCAACGACAGUUCGCGUUCUUAACUUAAUUGACUUCGUUAAUUGAUAGCGACAAAGUUCUAAAGUCGGCAUGGAUUAUAACGAACGAUCUGACGAUUGACACUGUGCGGAUUCGUUGUAAGUCAAACGAUUGGCCGAAGGAAAGACAGUAUUCCGAUUCUCGCCGAAGUACGGAGCGAGUAAGAAACAAUGUACAUCGCAGCAGGAGCGAGAGCGAAUGCAACCGAAAUCUCAUCGCGUUACGAUUGCUGCUCGUUCCGUUAGCGCGUCACAUAGGACGCUUUUACGAGGUAGACGUGUUUAGAUGCGACGCACCGAUACAACGGUGACGUCUACCAUCGCGGGGAAAAAAAUCAUACAUCAAAUUUGCUCAUAUAUGACUAUAAUAUAUAAUCCGUGUAUGUCUGCAACGGGAAAAUACCGUUACAAAACAAUCGAAGUAAAUGCUUCCGGCUACUUGUGCUUCUGACAGCACAUGACAUUUAAUUAAAUGACAUAACAUCAUCUUUUUUCGUAUGGAUAUAUAUGAUCAUAUAUGUAACCACAUAUAUGGGCAAAAUUCAUAUAUGAUUUUAUAUAAUUAUAUAUAAUUAUUUUUCCCCCGGGAUGUGCCUUCGCAAGAUGGUAGAGCCACGUUACUGUCGUUUCUUCACCGAUCUUUUUCUCUCUCUCUUUCACGCAUCCGGCCCAACGUCGAUCGAAUCAUCGACGUGCUGCUUUCAUCACAAUUAGGCAUGCCCAUUAGGAGAAAUUAGAAGUAAAUGAGACUUAGUAACACAUGAAAUUAGCGAGAAAAAGUCGGGCCGUGAUUGUCGUGAACACGUAGACGUAAAAACACAAAAAAAAGGGAGAGAAAACGCGGCAAUCUUCACCUUGUCGAAACGAAGCGGCGUGUUUCAACAAUGUGUAGAGAGCGCGAAUGAGCUCUCGUCCAAUCUCUAGGAAGAUUCGAGAUGACGGGUGUGUCCCGUUCUUAUUGAAAAUCGAGAGAGCUUUCAAUCGUAUUAUUGAGAUCUUAGCAAUAUUAAUAAACAUAUCUGUGCCGAGAAUAGAACACGUCCUGAUAAGAGAUACGAGACAAAGAUAAAAAGUACAUAAAUUACGAGAGAAAUCGACGAUGAGCGGAACGCACACUUGGAGUAAUAACGCAGACGAGCGACGCGAUGAGCGAGACGGAUCUCCCUCGGGGAUCGACGAUCUAAAAGAUGUUACUUCUCCAUUUCUUCACUGUUAUUGUAAGUCUUCAAAGUUUAGAUAAUAAAGAACGAUCGACUCCUUUAAUGGUUGUGCAUUUUCAUUUCGAAUACGUCGGACGAUACACACGAUAAUAUCGAACGCAAGUCACACUCUGACAAUGUCUCUCCUCUUUCUCUCUCUCUCUCUCUCUCUCUCUCUCUCUUUCUCUCGGGUGCGACGCGGCGGAGGUCGAACGGUGGAUCGCACAAUGAACGCUUUAACAAAUCCCAUAAAGUUCGCUUUAUAUUUAUAAACACAUUUUAUUUGUUCGUAUGUAUAUCGUUAAUAAAUGGUGAUAUAAUAAUGACAAUGAAAUGUAUAGCGCCGAGGAUAAAUUCAUCAUAUUAUAAUAAUUAUUAAUAUUCCUCUUACAAUAAUCUUACUGUAUUGGGUGUCUACCUACUGUGCUUGCAACGUUAUGGUCUUGUCCGAAUGUUUAUUUUUUUCUUCUCUCUCUCACCAUUCAUCUAGUUUAAUAUUAUUUUACUCGUACGUAAUAAUCCAUAAUAAUGUAACCACAGGUGUAUGUGUGUGUGUGUGUGUGUGUGUAUGAGUAUGUGUGUUGUGUGUGAAAACAUAUUUGCGCCGUCCUAAGUAUAAACAGCAUCGUCCGCUAAUCCUUUCUUCCUUCUUUUUCUUUUUUUUCCGUGUUUACCGUUUUUUCUUUACGUGAUUCAUAAUCGUUAUCAAUAAUAUAGUAAGCUACUUAAAUGUAAUAUAUCUUGUGUCUUCGUGGAAUAUGUUUCAGCUGCCGUGCGCAGCGUCGUAGAAAAACUUCAAUUCCCGUUAUACAUCAAAUGUCGAUUUUCGAUGCAUGAAAGACACUUUGUAUUACACGCAAGGUAAUUUUUUUUUUCUUUUUCCUUGAACGUCCGAAAAAUUCGUAUUCAAUAAAAUACUUGGGCAGCACAGCGUUCCGAGAGAGUACCAAGAGAAAAAAGAGAUCAAAAAAUUACCUGUGCCUCUCCUCGCUGGAAAAAAGAAACGUCGAGGGGGGUAGACAGAGCAAAGGGAUCGCGGGUGGUGGAAGGUAGAGGGGGGGACGGGAGAGGAACGGGGAACUGGAAGGAGGGGGAAGAGGA